CUCGCCUCCUUCGACUCGCUCAGUCGCGUCCGCUACGCCGCGUGUGAUGUAUCUUGUUUCUCGUGCCGGCACCUGUUAACAGAACGGUGGUGUUGUGACUGCGAGUGUAUGUGAGAUGCUCGGACUGUGAUCAAAGCAUGGUGAAUUACGUCAACCCGCUCGCCAUGUACCAAGGCAAGGGCGGGCAGUACGGCAGCGGCUGGUAUGGGUGGCAGCAUCAGAACUUUGAGGACCAACAGUGGUGUGCGUGGAAUGGAGCUCCCGCGGGUGGCGAGUGGGCGCCGGAUCCUCAUCACUUCCCUAAACGUGAGCCUGGGGAGAGGGAAAUAGCAGAUUUGCCGUCCCCAGCUCGUGGUGACUUGGCCAGUCCCAGUGAAGGGUCGCCAGGAUCCAGGCCUGCACAGCCACCUGCCCCUCCGCGUUCACCAUAUGAAUGGAUGAAGAAACCCAACUACCAGACACAGCCUAAUCCAGAUGACAUUGUUGCAGGUAAAACGCGCACGAAAGACAAAUACCGCGUGGUGUACAGUGAUCAUCAAAGGCUGGAGCUAGAGAAGGAGUUCCACUACAGCCGGUAUAUUACCAUACGGCGCAAAGCUGAGCUUGCCGUCAGCUUAGGACUCUCUGAGAGACAGGUAAAAAUCUGGUUCCAAAACCGACGCGCCAAGGAGCGUAAACAGGUGAAGAAACGUGAAGAAGUGGUGAUGAAGGAGAAGGGAGACCACGCGUCGCUGCAGCACGCACAGUUGCACCAUGCGACAAUGUUACAUCAUCAGCAGAUGAUGAAUGGUAUGAUGCACCACCACCACUACCACCAGGGGGUGCUGCAGGGUGUGCCUGAGCCGCUGGUGCCGGGCGUGCCCCCCGUCCCGUUGCUGUGACCUCAUCAGCAACAUUACUGCGCACACAGUGACAACUUCGCGUAGUGACAUUAAGCGGUGUCCCUCGCACCGUCGCUCCUUGCACACUGAACAAUGCCCCGACAAGGCGACCCAGUGCAUUCACAAUAUAUAUGUGUGAUAUAUUCAGUGCAAUCAUGUGGAAUAUUUGCGUCGGAAUUCCAGAUGAACAAUAAAAAAAACUUUUAAUACUCUUUCGUACUACGCUGUAGUACUUUAAAGCUGUAAGCGGAGACACUUAUGCAACUUCCUGAAGUAAAGGCUUUUUCUUUAAUGAGGUUCUUGCCACAUUUGUAAGAACAUGUUCAUACAACUUUUACCGUUUAUUGAAACAGUCUGUACGUCAAGAAUGUGGGACUUUUUGGUUUUAGACUUAAUUGUAGUUAUGUAAGUGUUCACGCCUUAUAGCAAUUUCAGUACCUUUCCUUUAAAACGGUACGGAUAAAUGUAAUGUAUUGAAUUUCGUCACUUGAUUGUAAAUAUAGAUAUAGCUAUAUUUUUAUAUUAUUAUUAUUAUGGUUAAGUAUUAUUACAUUGAUUGUUUUUAAGCGGUUUAUUUAUUUCUCAAUGCUGCAAGUGCCUUUUCAGAGAUUAAAAUUAAGUAAGUAUUUUGUGUAGAUUUGUUUGCAAAAUUAAAUAAUAAAUUAAUAUUAUAUUUAAUUGUUUAUACCAUUGUUUCGUAAUUGAUAACGAUAGGUACCUAAUGUUUAUAUAUUUUGAUUGUGUUGAAUAAUUUUAUAUUCAUUGCGAAUCUCAUAAGUUUGACUUCACUUACGCAGUGAUAUGUGCCAUUGUAUGGCAUGACAUUGUUAAUAAUUUAUCUUCCCAUUUGUGGCGUUGAGAAGUAGGUGCAACAAUUUUAAGUUCAAUGAGAUUAUUGCUAGUAUUAAAUGUUCUGUAAAUAAUAGCUUACAUUUUAGAAUAAUUUAUUCUUAUUCCAAUUUCUAUAGCAUACACAGUAAAUAAUAAAUCACUGAAUACACUGUUGACAUUGUUUUUGAAAAUCAUUAAUUCUUUGGUCGAAAUUAUUCUCAUAUUGGAAAGGUUGUAUUUAUUUUUUAAGUUAAUAUACAUACCUAUAAUGGGCUUUAUAAGAUAUUGUUUGUCAGUGACUUGAUUUAAAAGUUUAAUAUGCCAAUCCCAGUGAGAAAAAAUAA
Molecule: messenger RNA, 2056 nt
Organism: Spodoptera exigua (beet armyworm)
Lineage: Eukaryota; Metazoa; Arthropoda; Insecta; Lepidoptera; Noctuidae
Source: the annotation of a GenBank genome assembly